GUUGAAGGGGGCCUUUCAGCUGGCAUCAGCUGCGGGCUCAGGCAGGACGCGGCCAAUAGUGGGCCACCAAAAAGCUGGGGAGGAUAAUUGUAAGCAAUUCGGCUUAUGCGAGAUAUUUUGGAGCUGGCUUCGCCAUCCCUACCCUCUCUUCAUGCUGUCAUCGACAGCUACCCCCAAUUCCAGCAUCAUCCCAGCGCUGCAACGAUGGCAUCCCCUUCGGCUUCAUUGAGCCGCAUCCGCGCGCCCGUUCAACGCGCAAUCGCACAGUCUUCUGCUAUCGGCGCCAUCCGCCUCUAUGCCACUAUCCCUACGACCACGUCCGAGCCGUCUCCCUCGUCCGGCAAACCCCGCCGACCGACGUAUUUCAAAGACACGACGGUAGCCUCCUUCGACGAUUUCCUGCCCACCUCGUCCGCCGCGUCGCCGCUGCCCCCCAGCGACGCCUACCAGCUGCGCACCGCCGAAGUCGGCCCCGCCUCCAACCGACGCACCAUCACCCGGCUGCCCGAGUGGCUCAAGACGCCCAUCCCGGCCGGGAACGCCAACUACAGCAAGAUCAAGGCGGACCUGCGGGGCCUCAACCUGCACACCGUCUGCGAGGAGGCCCGCUGCCCCAACAUCUCCGAGUGCUGGGGCGGCAGCAACAAGAACGCCGCCACGGCCACCAUCAUGCUCAUGGGCGACACGUGCACGCGCGGGUGCCGCUUCUGCAGCGUCAAGACGAACCGCAAGCCGGCGCCGCUGGACCCGCACGAGCCCGAGCACACGGCGGAGGCGCUGGCGCGGUGGGGCCUCGGGUACGUGGUGCUGACGAGCGUGGACCGCGACGACCUGGCGGACGGGGGCGCGCGGCACUUCGCGGAGACGAUCCGGCGGAUCAAGGCGAAGAAGCCGAGCCUGCUGGUGGAGGCGCUGACGGGCGACUUCCUCGGCGACCUGGACAUGGUCGGGCUGGUGGCCGCGAGCGGGCUCGACGUGUACGCGCACAACGUGGAGACGGUCGAGGGGCUGACGCCGUACGUGCGCGACCGCCGGGCCACGUUCCGCCAGAGCCUCGCCGUGCUCGAGCACGCCAAGAAGGUCCGCGGCCCCGCCGGCGUCGUCACCAAGACCAGCCUGAUGCUCGGCCUCGGCGAGCGGGAGCGCGAGGUCGCCGACGCCCUCAAGGAGCUGCGCGACGUCGGCGUCGACGUCGUCACCUUCGGCCAGUACAUGCGCCCCACCAAGCGCCACCUCCAGGUCGACAGGUACGUCACCCCCGACGAGUUCGAGAUGUGGCGCCGCCGCGCGCUCGACAUGGGCUUCCUCUACGUCGCCAGCGGGCCCCUCGUCAGGAGCAGCUACAAGGCCGGCGAGGCCUUCAUCGAGAACGUGCUGAGGAAGCGGGCCGGGGAGAAGGGCCGAGCCGGCGUCGACGGCAAGCUCGGAGAGACCAUCGCCAUCGAGCAGGCGAUGAAGAGCGAGGGGGUCUGAGAGAGAGCACUGCUCUCUGGGCUCUCCA
Messenger RNA from Durotheca rogersii, 1501 nucleotides. Its product is annotated as lipoic acid synthetase. NCBI's taxonomy places the organism in Eukaryota, Fungi, Ascomycota, Sordariomycetes, Xylariales, Xylariaceae. Gene Ontology annotation, molecular function: 4 iron, 4 sulfur cluster binding; lipoate synthase activity. Gene Ontology annotation, biological process: lipoate biosynthetic process. The transcript has 3 exons. Gene Ontology annotation, cellular component: mitochondrion. The record is from RefSeq and is a predicted model, not a curated record. The coding region runs from base 106 to 1473 and encodes 455 amino acids.